AUGACUCUUUGCGGUACAACAGCUUCAAAUGUUACAAAAAUGAUGGCUGCAUACAAUGGUGGCUCUUCUGCCGUGGCUGCCCAUCACCCUCAUCACCACCACCAGCUGCAGCAUCUCCCGCCUCCACACAUGCAUCACCACCACCACGUGGGCCAGCAUCACUUGCAGCACCCGGGCUCCGCCGCUGCCGUUCACACCAUCCAACAGCACACCUCCACUGCUGCUGCCGCCGCCGCCGUGAUGCUUAACCCGGGACAGCAGCAACCUUACUUCCCUUCUCCGGCCCCCGGACAGGCCCCCGGGCCUGCGGCAGCGGUGGCUCCUGCCCAAGUUCAAGCUGCCGCCGUUAAAGCUCACCAUCAUCACCACCAUCACCAGCAGCACGCACACCACCUGCAGCAACAGCUUGAUAUAGAGCCUGACAGGCCUAUCGGCUAUGGUGCGUUUGGGGUUGUCUGGUCAGUCACAGAUCCCAGAGAUGGAAAACGAGUUGCCCUCAAAAAGAUGCCCAAUGUCUUCCAAAACCUUGUUUCUUGCAAGAGGGUAUUUCGAGAACUAAAGAUGCUAUGCUUCUUCAAACAUGAAAAUGUGCUGUCUGCUCUUGACAUUCUGCAACCUCCACACAUUGACUACUUUGAAGAAAUAUAUGUUGUGACUGAACUGAUGCAAAGUGACCUCCACAAAAUCAUCGUGUCACCACAACCUCUGAGCUCAGACCACGCCAAAGUCUUUCUCUAUCAGAUUCUACGAGGACUUAAGUACCUUCAUUCUGCUGGCAUUCUUCACCGUGACAUUAAACCUGGCAACCUCUUGGUCAACAGCAACUGUGUGCUCAAGAUUUGUGAUUUUGGAUUGGCACGAGUAGAGGAGACCGAUGAGUCCAGGCACAUGACCCAGGAAGUGGUGACACAAUACUACCGAGCCCCAGAGAUCCUGAUGGGGAGCCGACACUACUCCAACUCUAUCGAUAUCUGGUCUGUGGGCUGCAUUUUUGCGGAGCUACUCGGGCGAAGAAUUCUCUUCCAAGCCCAAAGUCCCAUUCAGCAGCUGGAUUUGAUCACAGACUUGUUGGGGACUCCUUCUAUGGAGGCGAUGAGGACAGCAUGUGAAGGAGCUCGUGCUCACAUUCUCAGAGGACCUAAUAAACAGCCAUCCCUUCCUGUUCUUUACACUCUGUCCAGUCAAGCAACACAUGAAGCUGUUCACCUCCUCUGCAGGAUGCUAGUGUUUGAUCCGUCGAAGCGGAUUUCGGCAAAGGAUGCCUUGGCACAUCCUUACUUGGACGAGGGCCGUCUGCGUUACCACACGUGCAUGUGCAAAUGCUGCUACACGACAUCGUCUGGCCGCGUUUACACAAGUGACUUUGAGCCUGUCACCAACCCCAAGUUUGAUGAUGGCUUUGAGAAGAAUCUAAGCUCUGUGAGACAAGUCAAAGAGAUCAUCCAUCAGUUCAUUUUGGAACAGCAAAAGGGGAGUCGAGUACCACUCUGCAUUAACCCUCAGUCAGCCGCAUUCAAGAGCUUUAUCAGUUCCACAGUGGCUCAGCCGUCUGAAAUGCCUCCUUCUCCACUGGUGUGGGAAUAG
Molecule: messenger RNA, 1584 nt
Organism: Nerophis lumbriciformis (worm pipefish)
Lineage: Eukaryota; Metazoa; Chordata; Actinopteri; Syngnathiformes; Syngnathidae
Source: RefSeq, a predicted model, not a curated record